CAUGAAUCAUUUUUCGAUUAUAACCACCAUCAACAUCUCAUAAAAUAUAAUACGGCUAGCAAACAGACAUCGCCAUUAUUGUCAUCACCCUCCUCCACAUCAUCAUCAUCACAAGCAACAGUAAUAACAUCAUCACCCUCAACGUCUUCAUCGUCAGAAAGUUUAAAUAAUGUUGAUCCCGAAGUUGGUUCUAUUUUCGGCUUUGAGCCACAUAUUUUGCAACCAUUUAUGGGUUUACACAGUGUCGAUCAUCCCGAUGAUCCUUGGCAUCAUAAAGCCUAUGAUCCUUAUCAGCCUUUAUUUACUGGAGGUGGUACAUUUGAGGAGUAUCUAAAAAAUGGUCGCUAUAAAAGAGAUCUGAGAAGAUCAACACAAAUUUCCAAAAAUCGUAAUACCUUAACCCCGGAAAUGUUGGAACGUUUAUUGCGUAUAAAGUCUAGUUUUAAAAAGAAUUAUCCUGCACUUUAUAAAACUAUGAUGGGACAAUUAACGGGUGGCAAAUCUACUACUAUUACGGUGACUCCUCCGGAAGUACCACAACAUGUAUCUUAUCGUAAUGUGGAACUGGCCGCGGCAGAAAUUAAUCCUUUGGAAACUUUAAUAGACACUUACGAGCAGGACUUGCAAAAUAUUUUAGAAGCUCAACAACAAAAACAGCGUCAACAAGAAUCGCAUGAACCGUUAAUUAAUCCAUAUACAAAUGAGUUUAAUUUUUGGGGUAAUUCACAGGAAGAAAUAACGUCAAAUACUCCACAGAAAGAUAUACCUAUAUUGCAACAAACAUUAGAACAAUUGGACAUAAAUCCUCGGCAUGACCAAACAAGUUUUUGGGAAAAUCCUGAGGAAAUUCUUAAAACUGUAAAUGAAGAUAAAACGCUCUUAGCUAGUCCAGAAAAUCAUACCCCAAAUAAACCACAAACUUUUUGGGAAAAUUCUGAAGAAACUCUAAAGACUUUAGCCGAACCUCAAUUAUUUUUGGAAAAUCGUGAGCAAAAUUUAAAUGAACAUUUAGUGGAAAAUAAUUUUCAUGAAAAUAUCAAUGAAACCCAAAGUUAUUGGGAAAAUUCGGAGGAAACUUUAAAAACUUUAAGUGAACACAAGGUAUUUUUGGAUAAGCCUCAAGAAGCGGCAAUUGAAGAACAAAACUUCUGGGAGGAAACACCAGAGAAAAUUGUAAAUGAUGUUCAAAGUUUGCCUCAUGAAACUUUAAACUCUGUAAAUGAAGAGCAAAACUUCUGGGAGACUCCUACUCUAUCUCUAGAAGCAUCUGCUCUACAGAAACGCAGCAAUAGCUUUUGGGAUGAACUAGAAGCUGAAGAAGAACAACAUGAAGACCAUAAUUCGGAUGAUUUAGAACCUAUUUUUGACUUUGAUGAAGAUUUUGAUUAAAUAUUCCAUAAUUUUCUUUAACUUUAAUCGUCAUAUGCAUUGUAUUUGUAGUUCUCUCUCUCUCUUUCUCAUCUUAUUAAGU
Lucilia cuprina (Australian sheep blowfly) is the source of this 1471-nucleotide messenger RNA. RefSeq lists its product as uncharacterized. The annotation marks the transcript as partial. The record is from RefSeq and is a predicted model, not a curated record. The transcript has a single exon. NCBI's taxonomy places the organism in Eukaryota, Metazoa, Arthropoda, Insecta, Diptera, Calliphoridae.